UCUAUCAACGUUGAGUUCCCAGCCCAACUUCAGCCAUGAAGAUUCUCUACCUGCUCUUUGCUGUCUUUUUCCUGGUGCUGCAAAGCUCUCCAGGAUUCACCCAGGGCAUCAAUAACCCCUUUGCUUGUCGUCGUGCUCGAGGCAUCUGCCGCGGUAGAUGUCCCCCCAAUUUCAGACGAAUCGGAAGUUGUGGUUUUCGGCUGAGUUGCUGUAGGCGAUGGGUGGGGGAGAUUUCGGUUCAGUUUUGGCGGGGCGGGGGGAGAAGGAGGGAGGGGCGCAAAACCACCAACCCAACAGGAGAAACGGAGGCACUGGCCAAGUCUUAUGAUGAGAAG
Messenger RNA from Chrysemys picta bellii (western painted turtle), 335 nucleotides. NCBI's taxonomy places the organism in Eukaryota, Metazoa, Chordata, Testudines, Emydidae. The record is from RefSeq and is a predicted model, not a curated record.